Messenger RNA from Archocentrus centrarchus (flier cichlid), 1436 nucleotides. It is a transcript of the gene cwc15, whose product is annotated as CWC15 spliceosome associated protein homolog. The transcript is spliced from 7 exons. The record is from RefSeq and is a predicted model, not a curated record. Gene Ontology annotation, molecular function: RNA binding. Gene Ontology annotation, cellular component: catalytic step 2 spliceosome. Gene Ontology annotation, biological process: mRNA cis splicing, via spliceosome. NCBI's taxonomy places the organism in Eukaryota, Metazoa, Chordata, Actinopteri, Cichliformes, Cichlidae. Bases 103 to 819 code for a protein of 238 amino acids.
AUGAACGCAUCUUCUCUAAAGGCAGUUUCCCCCGGAAGUGACGUUGAUUGUUGUCUUGGGCUUUCCUUUGUCGUGUGGCAGCAGUAGUUUCGGCCAUCAAAGAUGACUACAGCUGCAAGACCAACCUUUGAGCCGGCGAGAGGAGGGAGGGGUAAAGGAGAAGGUGAUUUGAGUGCCCUGUCCAAGCAAUACUCCAGUCGAGAUCUUCCGGGUCACACAAAGAUCAAGUACAGACAGCCCACCCAGGAUGCCCCUGAGGAGGUGCGUGCCCGUGACUUUCGCAGAGAGCUGGAGGAGAGAGAGCGUGUAGCUGCACGUGAAAAGACUAGAGAGAGGGGACCAAGAGAGCACACCACAUCAUCAUCAUCAUCUUCUUCAUCAUCUUCAAAAAGGCCAAGACUGGAUCAGAUUCCAGCUGCCAACCUUGAUGCUGAUGAUCCUCUCACUGAUGACGAUGAAGAUGAGGACUCUGAGGAAGAUAGUGAUGAUGAUGACACUGCAGCUCUUUUGGCUGAACUGGAGAAGAUCAAGAAAGAGCGCGCUGAAGAGCAAGAACGCAAAGAGCGAGAGCAAAAGGCAGAGGAGGAGAGAAUUCGAAUGGAAAAUAUCUUGAGCGGCAAUCCAUUGAUUAAUUUGGCAGGGCAGCAGCAACAGAACCAGAUUCAGAAUACAUUCAGGGUCAAGAGAAGGUGGGACGAUGACGUUGUGUUCAAGAACUGCGCCAAAGGAGUGGAUGAGGCACGGAAGGAGAAACGCUUUGUCAAUGACACACUUCGUUCUGAGUUUCACAAGAAAUUUAUGGAGAAAUAUGUAAAGUAGAGGACUUCUUUUGUGUUUAUUUUAUUGUUUUUGUAUCUAAUAUGUUUGGUCUUUUUUUCCUCUACCCUCUGUUGCAGAGAGUACAUAGUUUUUCAAAUAAACUGUAUAGAACUUCAUUAGUACUUGUACAAUCAUCCAUUCUUAACCACUUAUCCAUCUGUUCAGUCAUGCUGUAUAUAAACGGGUCAGUGUGAGCUUAUUUGAGUGAAGUUUGUGAAAAGUUAAACACAUUUUUAAACUAUGAGCCAGCAUUUCUUUUUCUUUUUCCAAUAAACUGGCCAAGAGCUCAGAGAUCUUUGCAAAUGCAAUUACAUUAGGCUCCAGUUUAAAAUCAGACUUUCAAAUGUAAAGACCUCCUUCUGUUUUCUCUAGUUUGAUGAUGUAUCAGUUUAGCCGCUCCACGCACACAAACAUUUCAUUUCAAGAGUGCAGAGAUCUGCAAUCCAGUUUUUCUUUCUUUAUCCAUCCAUCCAUCCCUUCUGCUUAUCUAAUUUGGGGUGGGUGGUUGGGGGGCUGGACCUUAUCCCAGCUGUCAUGGGGUGAAUGGCAGUGACAACCUGCCAGUCUAUUGCAUUUCUUGCUUUUUUUUUCCCAAUAAAGUGUCUCACAUUACUUGA